Messenger RNA from Pelodiscus sinensis (Chinese soft-shelled turtle), 2248 nucleotides. The record is from RefSeq and is a predicted model, not a curated record. NCBI's taxonomy places the organism in Eukaryota, Metazoa, Chordata, Testudines, Trionychidae.
ACCGUCCUCGCCCAAGGUGGCCUUCCAGUUCCCGGAGGGGAUCAGGUACCCCGGCCAGGGCCAGUCGCCCCCCACCCAGAGCAGAGUUACCACCGCCAAGCAGAAUGGAGUGACCGGCACCUUCACAAGGCUUCUUCCGGCGCAGCAUCCAGCAGAACAUCAGCUACAAGAUGUGCGUGAAGAACGAGAACUGCAUGAUAAUGCGCAUGAACCGCAACCGCUGCCAGCACUGUCGCUUCAAGAAGUGCCUGGCCGUCGGCAUGUCCCGCGAUGCUGUGCGCUUUGGGCGCAUUCCCAAGCGGGAGAAGCAGCGUCUGCUGGAUGAGAUGCAAAGCUACAUGAACAGCCUCGGCGAGGCCCCCAUGGAGGUGGGGCUGGGGCCCGAGGGGGAGGCGCCCCCGAGUCCUGAUGCCCAGGAGGAGGAGGCCAUCGGUGCCAUCUCCCGGGCCUACCAUGACAUCUUCGUCAGCGGGCAGGACCGGCUCGGCAGGCGGGCCGAGCCCUGCUCCUCGCUCAGCUACACUGACCAGCAGCUCAGCAACGGCUAUGCCUGCGGGCCGUACGAGUCGGCCAACCUGCGCCUCCCCAGCUACAGCUCCUGCCCCCAUGAGGUCCCCGCCUACGUGGACAACGGGCCCCGCCCCUUCGGCAAUGACAUCUACCAGGCCCAGCAGAGCAGCUACCUGGCCAACGCCAGGCACUACCCCCUCUUCGACUACGGCUACUCCGAGGGCAGCCCCCAGACGGCCUGUCCCUGGCGCUCGGCCACCAGCAGAGGCAUUGCCUGCCCGCUGAACGCCAGCCCAUACUACAGCAGCGGCAGGAGCAGCCAGCAGGGGGGGGAGGAGGUCUCCAUGUGCUUAAGCUUCACGCCCGCCGUCAAGGAGGUGGUGGAGUUCGCCAAGAGCAUCCCGGGCUUCCAGUCGCUCUGCCAGCAGGACCAGGUCAUGCUCCUCAAGGCAGGCACCUUCCAGGUGCUGAUGGUGCGGUUCUCCUCCCUCUUCAACCCCAAGGAGAAGGUGGUGACGUUCCUGAGCGGCGAGACCUACUCGCUCUGCAGCCUGCGCACCAUGGGCAUGGGCUGCCUGCUGGACGCCAUGUUCGAGUUCAGCGAGAAGCUCAGCUCCUUGGGGCUGGAUGCCCAGGAAAUGGCGCUCUUCAUGGCCGUCGUCCUGGUCUCAGCAGAUCGCUCCGGCAUCUCAGACGUGGAUGCCGUGGAAAUCCUUCAGGAGACCCUCAUCCGGGCCCUGCGGACUCUGGUGACAAAGAAGCACCCUGAUGACUCCACUCUCUUCCCCAAACUCCUCCUGCGCCUUCCUGAUUUGCGAACCCUCAACAACCAGCACUCGGAGAAGCUCCUGGCCUUCCGGAUUGAUCCUUAAACCCACCGGAGAUGCCCACCCUCUGAGCCUAGGGGGAAAAGGAUCAAGAACAAUCGCCAGACCCAGCACCUCGGGCUGUGUUUCUUUUGAAGAUGAGGAAAGAGGGCUCUGGUGCUGACGGGCAGCACGUGGCCUGUCGGAGCUGGGCUCUGCCAGCACACCCCCCCAGUCUGGGGUGAUUGGGUUGAGGAGGAGAGAGCACACCUCCCACACGGCGCUCUCUGCCGCACAGCCAGGCCCGGAGACCGUAGCAAACAUGCAUCCGAACCGACCGCACUGACACAGUGUAGUUACGUGUACGUGUAGAGAACGCUCUGUGUCGUUCUGAGGGUCUAGUCUGUAUAUAAGGAGCCUGGACAUGUACAUACAGCGCAUAGGUAGCUCUCGGGGAACGGCUCACCCCACUUGUGUUUGAGUUGAGGACCUAGUUCCUUCUUAGGGUGCAUGCUCAUUUAUCCCAUUCCCCUCUGUUGCCACCCUCCCUCCACACCACCAGCCCUCUCCUAUGGAGAAAACAUCCCAGGUGGCUUGUGGAGCUUUGCUCUGUGAACAGCAUAGGAUAGACUGGACCAGGAAAUUAUCUGCAGAAGCACUUGUCUGGCCCAUUUCCACCUGCUGGGGAGGGGCAGGGGCACGUCUCUCCCCACCUCCGCCCUUUGCUGUGUGGUUUGUCUUGUCUGGUGUUUUUAUAAAAUGUCUCACGCCAUCAGGGCUUCCAGGGAGCUUUUGGCAAAGGCUGACUAGUGAUGGCUCAGCUAGGGGACAGUCUCUCAGAGGGGAGAGGCUGAAGGAGGCAGAUCUCGAGUGCAAGCAGGGGAUCUAGACUGUCAUAGGAGAAAGGUUUUAAUUGACACCUUCCUUCCUCC